Arabidopsis lyrata subsp. lyrata is the source of this 1120-nucleotide messenger RNA. Its product is annotated as beta-carotene isomerase D27, chloroplastic. The record is from RefSeq and is a predicted model, not a curated record. Gene Ontology annotation, molecular function: iron ion binding. The transcript has 4 exons. NCBI's taxonomy places the organism in Eukaryota, Viridiplantae, Streptophyta, Magnoliopsida, Brassicales, Brassicaceae. Bases 118 to 870 code for a protein of 250 amino acids.
AACAAAGUGGUAAGGUUGUGGUCACGUUUGUGUGGCCAUUAAUGCAGUAAAAGCAGAGUAUGAUGAUGGUGGUAGGGAAGAAGAGCAAAGAGGGCGAGAGAUAUCUUCUUCUUAUCCAUGGCGGCUAUUGCUAGUUUGCAAGCAGUUAAUCUCACACUUAGGCGACGUGGCACUCGAUGUGGGAUUGCGGAGCCGAGCGGAGAGCCAGCUCCAAUGGGGCUGAAGACUAGAUACGACGAUGGGUUGGUGGAGAGAGUGUUCAUGGGUCUGUUCGCGAGGAAGAUGGACAAGUUCGGGUCGAAGAAGAAGAAGGAAACGAAGGAGAAGGGUUUUUGGGAGUACGAUUACGAGAGCUUCGUGGAGGUGUCAAAGAGAGUGAUGCAGGGACGGUCCAGAGUGCAGCAGCAAGAGGCCGUGAGGGAGGUUCUUCUCUCUAUGCUGCCUCCUGGUGCUCCUCAACAGUUUAGAAAAUUGUUCCCACCAACGAAAUGGGCUGCAGAGUUCAAUGCCGCUCUUACAGUGCCUUUCUUUCACUGGUUGGUUGGUCCUUCUCAGGUCAUAGAAGUGGAAGUGAAUGGUGUGAAACAGAGAAGUGGAGUUCGUAUAAAGAAAUGCAGGUAUUUGGAGAACAGUGGGUGUGUAGGAAUGUGUGUGAAUAUGUGCAAGAUUCCAACCCAAGAUUUCUUCACCAAUGAGUUUGGCCUCCCACUCACCAUGAACCCAAAUUUUGAAGACAUGAGCUGCGAGAUGAUAUACGGGCAAGCGCCUCCGGCCUUUGAGGAGGAUGUAGCCACCAAACAACCUUGUCUAGCAGACAUAUGUUCUAUGUCCACUCCAAGCUCCCCAAUCUGCCCUAAACUAGAGGCAUGAGUGGAUUGGAUCAGCAGCCACUUCUUUUAUGGGAUGUGCAACUUCCAAGAGAUAUACAUACUUUGUUUUUUCCAAACACAUACAUUUCAUACAAAAGACAGUUGUGAAGACGAGUUAGUGUUCUGUGUUACUAUUUUCGUUGGGUUGUGUAAAGUAUACGAUUAAUACACUUGAGCUUACUCAUCUUCUUUGUGUUCUAUGUUUGAACUCGCCAUGCUGGUUAUAACUUGGAUCUCAAGUGUUACUUGCA